This is a messenger RNA of Penicillium atrosanguineum, 1899 nucleotides long. RefSeq names its product putative AP-3 adaptor complex subunit mu. The coding region runs from base 1 to 1899 and encodes 632 amino acids. The transcript is spliced from 3 exons. Gene Ontology annotation, cellular component: clathrin adaptor complex; cytoplasmic vesicle. Gene Ontology annotation, biological process: intracellular protein transport; endocytosis. The record is from RefSeq and is a predicted model, not a curated record. NCBI's taxonomy places the organism in Eukaryota, Fungi, Ascomycota, Eurotiomycetes, Eurotiales, Aspergillaceae.
AUGAGCGGAGAGAUUGAUGCCGUCUACAUUUAUGACGAGCUCAAUGCCCCUCUCGUCGAGCAUGUAUACCGAGCCCGCCCGCCCUCGGCGGCCGCGAUCCUACCCCUCUACCUCGCCCAUGCCGCCCCUCGCCCCUCCUUGCUGUACAUUCCCAAUGCCUCACCACCGGUGACAGUGUUUUCGACUGUUCAAUCGAAUUUGCUCUUCCUCGCCGUGUCUGAGGUGGACACCGAGCCGCUCUUGGCCUUGGAAUUCCUGCAUCGCGUGGUCGAUGUAUUGGAGGAAUUUGUCGGCGCGCCGCUGCUUGCGACCAAGAUUCAGUCCAACUAUGAAGUGGUUGCACAGUUACUGCACGAGAUGUGCGAUGGGGGAAUGGUAUCCAACACGGAACUCAAUGCUUUGCAAGAGGUUGUUGAGGUGCCCGGCUGGAUGGGGAAGCUUCUCGGCGGGAUUAGCAUGCCUGGGACAUCGACACCGACAUCAGGACCUACUAACCCUCUAAAACAAUCACUCGCCGCUGCUAGCGCAGCCCAGGGACCUGCGAUACCAUGGCGACGACCCGGAGUACGACACACGUCAAAUGAGCUAUACGUCGACAUUAUUGAAUCUCUCUCUGUGACUAUGGCCCCAUCAGGGCGAUUACUCUCUGCAAUGGCAUCUGGAACUAUUGCAUUCACUGCAAAGAUAUCGGGUAUUCCAGACUUGCUCCUGUCAUUAUCGGCGCCGGGUGGUCAGCAAUCGCUUGCUCGGAAGAUCGAAUUGCCAGUCUUCCAUCCGUCUGUCAGACUUGCUCGCUGGCGAGAAAAGCCCGGGGAGCUUAGCUUCAUACCUCCAGAUGGUCGAUUCAUUCUGGCCGGGUAUGAGGUUGAUCUUCUUCCGAUAGACCCUGAUCUAGACGAGCCACCCAGCCACAUGGAAAAGCUGUUUCUGCCAGCCAUUGUAGACAUUCGAAAAUCAAUUGGGCCCUCCGGCUCGGAUUUUGAGGUCAGGUUGACUCUGAACACCAACUUCCCGGGUAGUUCCUCAAAGCCAACAGUCUCGCGGAAUGGAUCAGGAACAUCAACGCCUUCCUUUUUAGGCGGCGGAAGCAGCUCAAGUGGGCCCGUACUGGAAGAAGUAGUUGUCAGCGUCCCGAUCUCCAAAUCCGUCCGGCACAUCACAGACAUGCAAGCUAGUCGUGGUGAUGCACAGUACUCUCGCAAUACGGGGCUUCUCGAAUGGCGGGUCCCCACAGGCCGUGAAGCUGGAAGCAUUUCAGGCACUGCGACUCUCCGAUGUUCUGUCGCAGGCUAUCCAACGGCCGACGAGGAACAUGAUGACAGCCUCGAGGACGACGAAGAUGCCAAUGCAAACCUUCUUCAAGGCUACUAUGAAACCCCUACAUCUUACAACGACCCAUCUGCAGGCACCACCAGAAAGCGCCGCGACCCCUCCAAGAAGAAGAAGAAGAAGAAGAAGGACAAGGAGAAGGGAUCCAAGAAAUCUUCUCGAUCUGCCGCUCUCCUCGAAGAAACAGUCGAAGGUGAAAGUGAAGGCCCCGCUGAAGGAAUAUCAGAGGCACCUGCCAAAGCCAAACCCCCAUCUCCGAGCCCUUCCAAAUCUCACACGCCUACUCCUCCUCCACAAUCUCAACAACCAUCUCAACUUCCUGCGUUUUUCGCACCUUCAUCCGCACCUCGCUCUGGGCCCCGCAGAACCAAAGCCCAACUGAAUGCCAGUCUCAUGCCGAACUCUGCCUCUGUCUCCUUCUCUGUCCGAGGAUGGCUUCCAUCUGGCAUCAAGGUGGACAGCUUGAAUAUUGAUCAGCGCCGCAGUCGAGGGAUAGGUGACAGUGUCAAACCGUACAAGGGAGUGAAAUAUAUAUGCGUUAGUCGGCGUGGUGUCGAGCGACGCUGCUGA